Messenger RNA from Ilex paraguariensis (yerba mate), 648 nucleotides. The record is from the annotation of a GenBank genome assembly. NCBI's taxonomy places the organism in Eukaryota, Viridiplantae, Streptophyta, Magnoliopsida, Aquifoliales, Aquifoliaceae.
AUGUCCAGCAUCUUGUUGAAAAACUUCCACCUCUGCAUCCCCAAAUUGAGCUGCUUACGCACAGCUCUAUCCCCACCUUCAGAUCAAAACCACCACACCUCAUCCAUCAACUCCAUCACACCAAACCUAAUGAAAAACUUCAAUGCCCUCUACGAACUCACCUCGGACUCCAGCUCCAAGUCUCUCACCUCUUCCACGGAUGACUUCUUCACUUCAUCAGACUACUCCGACCCUGAAAACUUACCGGACAUCACCACCGUUUUCGCCUCUCAACGCUUCUUUUUCUCCUCCCCCGGCCGCUCCAAUUCCAUCGUUGAAUCACGGGAAUCCGCGACGGAGUCUGACCCGGUAGUUAACGGCGGUGUCGCCGUUCAUACAUUCUCGCCGGACCCAUAUUGUGACUUCCGGAGAUCAAUGCAGGAGAUGGUGGAAGCACACCAGCUGACUGACGUAAAGACUGACUGGGAUUUGUUGCAUAAACUUCUCUCAAGUUAUUUAACUCUGAACCCUAAACACACCCACAAGAUCAUUGUCCGUGCUUUCGCAGAUCUUGUCAUUUCUCUCAUCAUGUCAUCAACAACUACCAACAGUAGCCGGAAAACUGAAGACCAACACCAGUACUGUGCCACAUCACGGCGGCUGGUGUGA